This is a messenger RNA of Miscanthus lutarioriparius, 540 nucleotides long. Lineage: Eukaryota; Viridiplantae; Streptophyta; Magnoliopsida; Poales; Poaceae. The record is from the annotation of a GenBank genome assembly.
AUGGCACCACCACACAUUUCUCAAUCCAAUUGGCCCACAAAGGCCCCUCAGCAAGCCCCCGAUGCCGCCGCGCCGCCGCCGUCGCUCGCCCGGCUCCUCGCCGCCGCGCUGCUGGGCGGCCGCGCGGGAGGGGAGCUCCCCGACCUCGCGGCCGCGGCCACGGGCGGGGCCGGGAUAGGGACGCUGCUCAUGAGCACCACGGCGGCGGCGGUGACCAAGGCGCGGGAGAGCCCGUACCUGCUGGCGCUGGCGGCCAACCCGACCUUCGUGUCGGGGCUGGUGGCGUGGGCGGCCGCGCAGGCCGCCAAGGCCCUGCUCACCUCCGUCGUCGAGCGCCGGUGGGACCUGCGGAUGCUCUUCAGCUCCGGCGGGAUGCCGUCCUCGCACACCGCGCUGUGCACCGCGCUCACCGCCUCCGUCGCGCUCUGCCACGGCGUCAGCGACGCGCUCUUCCCCGUUUGUCUUGGUUUCACUCUUAUAGUUAUGUACGAUGCCACGGGCGUCAGGCGCCACGCCGGAAUGCAGGCCGAGGAAGUUUAG